Molecule: messenger RNA, 530 nt
Organism: Euleptes europaea (tarantolino)
Lineage: Eukaryota; Metazoa; Chordata; Lepidosauria; Squamata; Sphaerodactylidae
Product: protein cornichon homolog 1-like
Exons: 1
Coding region: 9-443 (144 amino acids)
Biological process (GO): vesicle-mediated transport
Source: RefSeq, a predicted model, not a curated record
CCGCCGCCAUGGCGUUCACGUUCGUCGCCUUCUGCUACAUGCUGGCCCUCCUCCUCACCGCCGCCCUCAUCUUCUUCGCCAUCUGGCAUAUUAUAGCUUUUGAUGAACUGAAGACCAACUACAAGAAUCCCAUAGACCAGUGUAAUACCCUCAACCCUCUUGUACUUCCUGAGUAUCUCAUCCACGCGUUCUUCUGCGUUAUGUUUCUGUGCGCGACAGAGUGGCUGGCGCUGGGGCUCAAUUUGCCAUUGCUGGUGUACCACAUUUGGAGGUACAUGAGCAGGCCUGUAAUGAGCGGACCCGGAUUGUACGACUCCACCACCAUCAUGAUUGCAGAUAUUUUAGCAUAUUGCCAGAAGGAAGGAUGGUGCAAAUUAGCCUUUUACCUUCUGUCCUUUUUUUACUACCUAUUUGGCAUGAUUUACGUUUUGGUGAGCUCUUAAAAGCCGAUGCCCGGUGGACUUGGAUCCAGCGAAGUGCAUGCAGAAAAGCCGCAAGACACGGGAUUUAUUUUCCAAGAAGAACCCGUU